Abrus precatorius (Indian licorice) is the source of this 1047-nucleotide messenger RNA. Its product is annotated as 40S ribosomal protein S6-like. The transcript has 6 exons. Bases 77 to 826 code for a protein of 249 amino acids. Lineage: Eukaryota; Viridiplantae; Streptophyta; Magnoliopsida; Fabales; Fabaceae. Gene Ontology annotation, biological process: translation. The record is from RefSeq and is a predicted model, not a curated record. Gene Ontology annotation, cellular component: ribosome. Gene Ontology annotation, molecular function: structural constituent of ribosome.
ACCGUGCGCAUGUUCUGAGUUUUCUGAUCGCUCUCUGAGAGAGUUCGACGCGGCGGUUGCAGAAGAAGAUUGCAAUAUGAAGUUCAACAUUGCGAAUCCCACCACUGGAUGCCAGAAGAAGCUCGAGAUUGACGACGAUCAGAAACUGCGAGCAUUUUGGGACAAGAGGAUCUCACAGGAGGUCAGUGGAGAUGCACUUGGUGAGGAAUUUAAAGGCUAUGUGUUCAAAAUCACUGGAGGUUGUGACAAACAAGGAUUCCCAAUGAAGCAGGGAGUGUUGACCCCUGGUCGCGUUCGUCUCUUGCUUCAUAGGGGAACUCCUUGUUUCCGUGGAUAUGGAAGGCGUAAUGGAGAGCGAAGGAGGAAGUCUGUUCGUGGGUGCAUUGUCAGCCCAGACCUCUCUGUUCUGAACUUGGUAAUUGUGAAGAAAGGUGAAAAUGAUUUACCAGGGUUGACUGACAUUGAGAAGCCAAGGAUGAGAGGUCCAAAAAGAGCAUCCAAAAUCCGUAAACUCUUCAAUCUGUCUAAGGAAGAUGAUGUUAGGAAGUAUGUGAACACAUACCGUCGAACAUUCACAACAAAAUCUGGGAAAAAGGUGAGCAAAGCUCCUAAGAUUCAAAGACUGGUCACUCCUCUUACCCUCCAAAGAAAGCGGGCAAGGAUUUCUGAUAAGAAGAAGAGAAUUGCCAAGGCAAAAUCAGAGGCAGCUGAGUACCAGAAACUCCUUGCCUCCAGGUUGAAGGAGCAGAGGGAGCGCCGCAGUGAGAGUUUGGCUAAGAGGAGAUCCAAGCUUUCUAGCGCUACUAAGGCAGCUGCCCCUGUAUAGGCUGCUUUCAGAUAUAGAGAUAUGAUGAAGUUUAAUCGUGUAUUUUCUGGUAUUGUUUUUAUAUGACGGCUGUUAUGAACACAGUAGUUUUGCUAUUUUUGAACACAAUGAGUUAUUGAAGCAUUUCUUAUGUAGUGUUACUUCUCGAAUCAUAUUUAACUUGUUGGAAUUAUCGAUUUCAUGUUUUAACUUCAUCCCAUUUUAUGCAUGUUUAGUAGAUG